CCUCUUUCUCUUUCUCCACCUUAUAUAUAAUAACAAAUCCUUUUCCAUCUCCUUCAACAAACAAAAUUCUCAAUCAUGGAAAAACCAAACAAAAUAUUGCUUCUAUUAAUCUUCGUUGCUGUUCUGUUUUUCCCUGUUGUUAUUUCUAUCGGUGUUAACUAUGGCACGUUAGGAAACAACUUACCUCCACCAUCACAAGUAGCUCAAUUCCUCAAGGACAAAACCGUCAUUGACCGUAUUAAAAUCUUUGACAUCAAUCCAGACAUCCUACGAGCAUUUGCUAACACAGGAAUCUCAGUUACUGUCACCGUCCCAAACGGUGAGAUCCCAAAUCUAAUGGACCUUGCAUAUGCAAAACGUUAUGUAGAAUCAAACAUUAAACCUUUUUAUCCACAAACAAAAAUAGAUGUCAUUCUUAUUGGAAAUGAAGUACUUCAUUGGGAUACACCUGAAGUACAAAACAAACUUGUUCCAGCUAUGAAAGUAUUUUAUCAAGCGUUGGGUGAGGUAGGAUUGAAGGGUAUUAAAGUAUCUUCACCACAUUCAUUGGGUAUUUUAUUACGGUCUAACCCGCCUAGUGCCGCCCGGUUUAGACCCGGUUGGGAUGUGGGUAUUCUUGCACCAAUGCUUAAGUUUUUGAGAGAAACUAAAGGGCCUUUUAUGGUUAACCCGUAUCCGUAUUUCGGGUAUGACCCGAAACAAGAGGAUUUUCUUCUGUUCAGGAAGAACAAAGGCGUUUACGACAGGUUUUCGAAGAGAUGGUACAAUAAUUCAUUCGAUAUGUUGUUAGACGCCGUAUAUAUGUCAAUGGUAAGACUAAAAUACCCAGAUGUGGAGAUAGUUGCUGCUGAAACAGGGUGGCCGUCAGCAGGGGAAUCAUACGAGCCACAAUGUACGGUGGAAAAUGCGGCCUCGUAUAAUGGAGGGUUGUUGAGGAAGUAUAAUUCUGGUACAGGGACACCAUUGAUGCCUAAGAGGAAGAUUGAGACGUAUAUUUUUGCAUUGUUCAAUGAGAAUACUAAACCUGGAUCAAUUGCUGAGAAGAAUUUCGGGUUGUUUAGACCCGAUUUCAGCGCGGUUUAUAAUAUUGGAGUUUUGAAAGAAGAUCAGGCUCAUCCAACACCAGCACCCGCCCCAAAAAAUGGUGGUGGCAACAAAGACAAACCGAAAUCAAAAUCACCAGUAGCAGCACCACCAGCACAGAACAAAAAAUUCUGCAUGCCAAAGGUAGAAGCAACGGACGCACAAUUGCAGUCCAACAUUAACUAUGUGUGUAGCCAAGGAGUGGAUUGCACCCCAAUUCAAGUUGGUGGUCCGUGCUUUAGUCCCAACACUAUUAGGUCUCACGCGGCGUUUGUCAUGAAUUCAUACUUCCAAAAAGAGGGCCGCAACAACUUCAACUGUGACUUUGCUGGUACUGGUGUCGUUGCCAACGCUGAUCCAAGUUAUGGCACAUGCAAAUACGACUCUUGAAUGUACGUGCAGCUGAGGAAGACUUUCAACUACUCCUACAUUUGAAGGAUUAGCAUUGACAUAUAAUCUUUAUUAUUGUGUACUUUGGUUUGGUAAAUUAAUCUAAUUUUAUUGGUAUGUAAUGUUCUUUUAUAUGGCUAUUGUAAUGCACAAUGAUGUCUAUUUAAUUUCCCUUCUCCGAUUCUUUUCAA
Lycium barbarum (goji berry) is the source of this 1664-nucleotide messenger RNA. Its product is annotated as glucan endo-1,3-beta-glucosidase-like. Gene Ontology annotation, cellular component: plasma membrane. The record is from RefSeq and is a predicted model, not a curated record. The transcript has 4 exons. Gene Ontology annotation, biological process: carbohydrate metabolic process. Bases 76 to 1473 code for a protein of 465 amino acids. Lineage: Eukaryota; Viridiplantae; Streptophyta; Magnoliopsida; Solanales; Solanaceae. Gene Ontology annotation, molecular function: hydrolase activity, hydrolyzing O-glycosyl compounds.